GCCCUAUAUAGCAAUGAUCUUCACACAGUUUGUGUAUGCAGGCAUGGCUUUGCUCUCUAAGGCUGCGAUCUCCAAGGGAAUGAACCCUUAUGUGUUUGUCGUCUAUAGGCAAGCCCUUGCUUCAGUUGCCUUAUCACCAUUUGCUUUCUUUGACAGUAAGCAGGUUACUCCCUUGUCAUCCACCUUGCUCUGCAAAAUCUUCAUCAUUUCCCUAUUUGGGUUAACAUUGAGUUCAAGCCUUUACUAUGUUUCAAUCAGCUAUACUACUGCAACUUUUGCUGCAGCAUCCACAAACACAAUUCCUGCAAUUACUUUCAUCAUGGCUGUUCUAUUAAGAGUGGAAAGCAUAUCUGUAAAACACAUGUAUGGAGUGGCCAAGAUUCUAGGUUCUGUUCUGAGCCUUUCCGGGGCAAUUAUAUUUGCUCUAGUUAAAGGACCUCCUUUAGGAUUCAUGAAGUGGUAUCCUCAAAAUCAGGAGCAUCACUCUUCUGUGUCACUAACAAAGGGUCAUUCCAAACUUGAUCUAAUCAAAGGUCCUAUCAUGAUGCUUUCUGCCAACACUGCAUGGUCCUUGUGGCUUAUAUUGCAAGGUUUCAUUGUAAAGCGGUACACUGCCAAGUUUCGGCUCACCACUCUGCAAUGUUUCUUUAGCUGCAUGCAAUCAGCUGUUUUAGCUGUUGUGAUUGAAAGAGAUCCUUCAGCAUGGAAGCUUGGAUGGGACAUUAAUCUUCUUUCUGUGGCUUACUGUGGUGUAAUUGUGACAGGGAUUUGUUAUUGGCUUCAAGUAUGCACUAUAGAGACUAAAGGACCCGUUUUUACGGCAAUGUUUACCCCUCUAGCUCUUAUCAUCACAGCAAUACUCUCAGCUCUUUUGUGGAAGGAAUCACUUUAUUGGGGAAGUGUUGGAGGAGCAAUGUUGCUGGUGGUAGGACUGUACAGUGUAUUGUGGGGAAAGAACAGAGAGUGUCCCAAACAAGAAAGCCAAGAUGACAAGGAAAACACAAGUCAUUCGAAAUUUGACGAUACCACAUUGGAAUGCAUUAUUCACCACUAAUAAUUCAUUCCAUUCAACCACUUCAUAUGUUUUAUGGGCAGUUAGCACGCACUAUUCACAACUUGUGUAUAUAGUUUGUUUUUUUUUUUGGUAGGUUUCAUAUUUGAUAUUAAUAAAUAAUAAAGA
Molecule: messenger RNA, 1180 nt
Organism: Neltuma alba
Lineage: Eukaryota; Viridiplantae; Streptophyta; Magnoliopsida; Fabales; Fabaceae
Product: WAT1-related protein At1g43650
Exons: 7
Coding region: 14-1054 (346 amino acids)
Cellular component (GO): membrane
Molecular function (GO): transmembrane transporter activity
Source: RefSeq, a predicted model, not a curated record